CACCUGAUUACGUCAUGAGAUUCAAACGAACAAACGUACACACGUACAAUGAUUUAGUUUCUAUAAACCUUUCGCUCAGCCAGUCGUGUCGAUCGAAUUAUUUUUCGUCGAAAUUAUGUGAUUUUCAAGUGUGCGUUCUUCAAUGGACAUGAAGUUUCUUCUAAUCCUGACGCUGAUCACAGCUGCGUCCGCGCAGAAAUGUCGGGGCACAUUCUUCAACAACAAAUACUACAACAUGGAGGUACUGAAGGAGGGACUGAACCGAGUGAAGCAAAUGAUUUACAGUAGCAAAGAAAACAGCGUUUAUUUCAUUUACGACCAAGGAGGUAUCCUAUACAACGGCGGAGCAGGUUAUUAUAAUCUGAACAAUCACCAAGCCGGAUUCUUCAUGGGAAUUCGAAACGCCACAAGCCUAGCUGUGGAUAAUAAUAAGAACAGAAUUUAUAUCGGCUGUGCUGAAGGUUUGUACGCGGUGACAGAUGGAAAUUUACCAGAAAGAUUUCCCAUAUCUGAACCAAUACUGAGCCUGUAUUAUAAGGAUGAUUUAUAUUUUACAAAUAUACGCAGAAAAGUAUAUAAAUUCGAUCUGGACGGUGUUAAAUUAGUUCCUGAAAUGCGUUACGAUUUUGCAGAUAACAUUAUAGUGGAUGAUGAUAAUAAUUUGUUCUUCCUUAAGGAUAAGAAAGUCAAUAGAGUGAAGUUAGAUACAGGUGCGCCGGCGUUUGAAGUAACUGAAUUCCCUGUUAAUUUAAUGACUAUGGAUGUUGAUGGGAAGCUAUAUGUGGCAACAAAUGACGGGAUAUAUCUUUACAAUAGAUAUAAAUACGCUUUAGACAAAAUAUCUAAUUUGAAGAAUGUGAAAGCAUUGAGUUUUGAUAAGAAGUGGGACCCAAUUUAUGUUGUUUUCGAUUUGUUAGUGAGAUUGAAGAAUCCUGUAGAAUGUUACGAGGAUAACGACGCGUUUUUCAAGUGAUAAUAAGUAGUAAUAAUUUGUCAAUAAACUAUUGAUCAGUGCUAAUUAUUGUAAAACGUAGUUUCGUUUUAAUUUCCAAAGUUUGGUACUCGUACACAUACAUACAGACAUAUAAUCGCGCUUUAUCCCUUACGGGGCGGGGUAGACAGAGCCAACUCUCUUACAAAGACCGACUACGUUCAGCUUUAUGGCUUAAAGAUGGAAUUGAAAUUCAAACACUGAUAGGUUCCUAGCCCGUAGCCUUAUGCUAUUAGCAUUUCACUUAGUUGCCUUUUACGACAUCCAUGGGAGAGUGCUAGAGUGGUCCUAUUCUAAAAUGCCACAUGGCAUAUAUUUUACUCGUACCUACAUAUUUUUAUAAAUUUUUCCAAAGAAAUGGUAACUAAUAAUUUAAUAAUUGAGUUUCUAUUUAUUGUAGACUUUUAUAACGAAAACCUAAAGUUAAAUCACGAAGGUUAUGUUGCAUUGUUUGACUGAUUAAAAAUAAUAAAAUAUACACGAUU
Molecule: messenger RNA, 1476 nt
Organism: Amyelois transitella
Lineage: Eukaryota; Metazoa; Arthropoda; Insecta; Lepidoptera; Pyralidae
Exons: 2
Coding region: 143-973 (276 amino acids)
Molecular function (GO): protein binding
Source: RefSeq, a predicted model, not a curated record